UUCAACCAAUGAUGCGGUGCCGUAGUAUCCGUGAGGAUCAUACGUCGAGCGAAAACUCGACUUGACACUGAUCGCAAAUGAUGUGGAGCUUCAAAACUACAAAAUGAUCGUGAACCACGAAUCCGACGACGAGGUGGAUGUCAGCAUCGGCAUCCCUUCGACGAGGAUCCGGCCCUUUUCCUGUCUCGCGUUCCGACAGAAGGCGGCCUACUCGGUCGGCCAUGUACUCAACGACCUUUGUGCCUCGAUGUGGUUUACCUAUUUAUUGUUAUACUUCAAUUAUGUGAAAGAGUUCGGACCGACGCUCGCCGGGGAGCUUCUGCUUGUCGGUCAAGUCGCGGACGGUCUAGCAACACCGUUUGUAGGGCUCGAGUCCGACAAAGAGAGGACGAUAUGGCUGUGCGGGAAAUAUGGCAAACGGAAAGGAUGGCAUCUCGUGGGAACGGUAGCCGUGCUCAUCAGCUUCCCUUUCAUUUUCACGCAGUGCAGCUGGUGCAGCGGAGCUGAUAGCUGGGCCCAGUUUUAUUACUCAAUCUUCAUUGUGAUUUUCCAAUUCGGCUGGGCCUCAACCCAAAUAUCUCACUUGAGCCUCAUCCCUGACUUGACAUGUGUACCGAAUGAGCGAGUCUCGCUGAAUGCUUUCCGAUACGCGUUCACCGUUGCGAGCAACAUGCUAGUAUAUCUCAUCACGUGGGUCGUUCUGAAUGUACACUCUGACGAUAGUAGCUCCUCGGAUCAGAUUGGGCCGGGUGACGCUCACUCAUUCCAGCUGAUAGUGCUCAUCGUGGUUGCGGUCGGGGCAGUCUUCUCUCUUAUAUUCCAUUUGUUCGUUCCUGACCCGACAAGAGAUGGCGUAGAAGAUGAUGCCGCAUUUGAUGCGAGCGGUUUCACAGCCGAUCGAUCGCUGCACCUCAACUGGAAAGAAUGGUUCAUGGAGAGCCAAUUCUAUGUUACAGGCCUCCUGUACAUGGCGACGAGACUAUACGUCAACAUGUCUCAGGUGUUCAUUGGACUAUACUUGCAAAAGACCUUGCAGCUCGCGAAGAGCAGCAUAGCCAUCAUCCCCCUUGUGAUGUACGUCAGCGGCUUCGUGGCAUCAUUCCCAAUAAACUUGCUGGCCAGAAGACUGAAACUACGGAGCAUAUACGCCAUAGGGGCCACCUUCGCGAUCGCAGCUGCCGUCUGGAUUGAGUUCGGUGACGGCGCUCCAACAUUCAAAACAUAUGAGAUAUAUGCGGUUUCUGGAAUGAUUGGAAUUGCCAGCACAAUUUUACUCAUCACUAGUCUAGCGAUCACGAACGAGCUCAUUGGGGCGUCCACGGCUUCCGGCGCCUUCGUUUUCGGGGCGAUGAGUUUCCUCGACAAGUUAUCCAAUGGCGUAAUUGUCAUCGUGAUCGAGAGUCUGCAUGAGUGCAAUAAUUGCCUGACAGUACCGGUCAGAUUCUUCUACCACUAUGUGAUGGUUUACGCGUGCGGCGGAGCUGCUGUUUUGGGAUUCAUCGCUUUAUUGAUUCUGGUCAACACCAAGCAAUCCCAUCGUCGCAAAGAUCUGAUGAAUCGCACGCCGUUGAAUAGAUCGUACGCAAAUGUUAAUGAUUGCCUCAAUGAAGACAAUGCCACGGAGAGAACGCCGCUCAUUGGAGCGAGCUAAUCAAGUUUUCGGAGAUGUCUUUUUCCUCAUACAUCUUACAGAUUAUUUUAGCGUGAUAUUUAUUGUGAAUAGCGUUUGACAAUCGACUUCGAGCUCAUAAUGCAUUCUUCAUGGUUCUCCGGGAGCAGAGUGUUUUUACGAACGACGUGUUGAAUUAUUUGUACAGUUGUUUCCGUCCUCCUAGACACCCCAUUAUUAGGAUGCGACAUUUUCAGACAUUGAAACUCGAGAAAACUCGUGCUGUAUAGCUUUUACUCGAAGUAACG
This is a messenger RNA of Galendromus occidentalis (western predatory mite), 1917 nucleotides long. Its product is annotated as major facilitator superfamily domain-containing protein 12. The record is from RefSeq and is a predicted model, not a curated record. Gene Ontology annotation, cellular component: plasma membrane. Gene Ontology annotation, biological process: carbohydrate transport. NCBI's taxonomy places the organism in Eukaryota, Metazoa, Arthropoda, Arachnida, Mesostigmata, Phytoseiidae. Gene Ontology annotation, molecular function: symporter activity.